Messenger RNA from Apodemus sylvaticus (European woodmouse), 915 nucleotides. RefSeq names its product glyceraldehyde-3-phosphate dehydrogenase-like. Gene Ontology annotation, molecular function: oxidoreductase activity, acting on the aldehyde or oxo group of donors, NAD or NADP as acceptor; NAD binding. The coding region runs from base 1 to 915 and encodes 304 amino acids. Lineage: Eukaryota; Metazoa; Chordata; Mammalia; Rodentia; Muridae. The record is from RefSeq and is a predicted model, not a curated record. The transcript is spliced from 2 exons.
AUGAAACCCCAAGCUCCUGCUCUUCCCUGUUCCAGAGAUAGCCUCAACUUCUGUGCAGUGUCAGUCUCAUCCCAUAGACACUACUGUAAAGGUUGGAGUGAACAGAUUUGUCUGUAUUGGGCACCUGAGUGCUCUGCAUCUAUCAAAGUGGAAAUUGUCGACAUCAAUGACCCCUUUAUUGACCUCAACUACAUGGUCUACAUGUUCCAAUAUGAUGCUACCCAUGGCAAGUUCAACAGUACAGUGAAGGCUGAGAAUGGGAAGCUUGUCAUCAACAGGAAGGCCAUUACCAUCCUCCAUGAACAAGAUCCUAACAUCAAAUGUGGUGAUGCUGGUGCUAAAUAUAUUGUGAAAUCUACUGGUGUCUUCACCAUCAUGAAGAAUGCCAGGGGCCACUUGAACGGUGGGACCAAAAUGGUCAUCAUCUCCACCUCUUCUGCCAAUGUUUUUGAUGUCCAUAUCAUAACUGCCACUCAGAAGACUGUGAAUGGCCCCACUGGAAAGCUGUGGUAUGAUGACUGUGAGGCUGUCCAGAACAUCAUCCCUUCAUCCACUGGUGCUGCCAAGGCUGUGGGCGAGGUCAUUCCAGAGCUGAGUGGGAAAUUCACGGCCAUAGCCUUCUGUGUUCCUACCCAUAAUGUAUCUAUUGUGGAUCUGACAUGCUGCCUGAAGAAACCUACCAAGUAUGAUGACAUCAAGAAGGUGGUGAAGCAGGCAUCAGAGGGUUCACUAAAGGACAUCCUGGGCUACACUGAGGACCAGGUUGUCUCCUGUGACUUUAACAGUAACUCCCACUCCUCUACUUUUUAUGCUGGGGCUUGUACUGCUCUCAAUGAUAGCUGUGUAAAGCUUAUCUCCUGGUAUGACAAUGGAUUUGGCUACAGAAACAUGGUGGUGGACCUCAUGGCUACAUGA